This is a messenger RNA of Pieris brassicae (large cabbage white), 601 nucleotides long. Its product is annotated as reactive oxygen species modulator 1. The record is from RefSeq and is a predicted model, not a curated record. NCBI's taxonomy places the organism in Eukaryota, Metazoa, Arthropoda, Insecta, Lepidoptera, Pieridae. Bases 75 to 314 code for a protein of 79 amino acids. The transcript has 2 exons. Gene Ontology annotation, biological process: protein insertion into mitochondrial inner membrane; protein import into mitochondrial matrix. Gene Ontology annotation, cellular component: TIM23 mitochondrial import inner membrane translocase complex.
AAUUCUUUAAACUAUAACCCAACUUUUGUUUUUAAAUAAGUUUCUCGUGUGCAUAUUUAGGAUAAUUUACAAAUAUGCCAGUUCCGGGUGGAGUAUAUCAAAGUCAAGGUCCAUCAUGUUUUGAUAAAAUGAAAAUGGGUUUUAUGAUUGGAUUCUGUGUUGGAAUGGCUAGCGGUGGUUUAUUUGGAGGAUUUACGGCAUUAAGAUAUGGAGCAAGAGGGCGAGAACUGGUUCAUUCUGUUGGUAAAGUAAUGCUGCAAGGAGGUGGUACAUUUGGUACAUUUAUGGCUAUUGGAACAGGAAUACGUUGUUAAACCAUAUUACUCCUAGACUAGACUGUACAUACCUUAUACACCAAAUUUGCCACAAUUAAGAAACAAAUGUGUUGUUUAGUGUCUCAAUUCUAAAUAUUUUUAAGACUAAUUUUCAUAUUUUGUUUCUGUUUAAACUUGUCCUUAUAUAUUGACGUUAAUAGACAGCAAGUGAAAAAUUAGUAUGAUUAAUAAUUUAAGUAAUAAUAUAUUUCAUAACAUAAGUGGUUCUUUAGUUUCACAUUAGUCAUAAUUUUAUUUAAUUUUAAUAAAUUUAGAUAUUAUUAUAA